AUGGGGUGCUUGGGCAACAGCAAGACCGCAGAAGACCAGGGCGUCGAUGAAAAAGAACGCCGCGAGGCCAACAAAAAGAUCGAGAAGCAGUUGCAGAAAGAGCGCCUGGCUUACAAAGCGACUCACCGCCUACUGCUACUGGGGGCUGGCGAGUCUGGCAAAAGCACCAUCGUCAAACAAAUGAGGAUCCUGCAUGUCAACGGAUUCAAUCCCGAGGAGAAGAAACAGAAAAUUCUGGACAUCAGGAAAAAUGUCAAAGAUGCUAUUGUGACAAUUGUCUCAGCGAUGAGUACUAUCAUACCUCCAGUCCCACUGGCCAACCCUGAAAACCAAUUUCGAUCAGAUUAUAUCAAGAGCAUAGCCCCAAUCACUGACUUUGAAUAUUCUCAGGUAAGUCAGUUCUCCCUGAAAAUUUUUAAACAGGAAAAAAAAAUGGAACCACUUUUUAUGAAGUGGCUUAAAAUUGAGAAUCAGCAUUGA
Dipodomys ordii (Ord's kangaroo rat) is the source of this 480-nucleotide messenger RNA. RefSeq names its product guanine nucleotide-binding protein G(olf) subunit alpha-like. Gene Ontology annotation, cellular component: heterotrimeric G-protein complex. The transcript has 4 exons. NCBI's taxonomy places the organism in Eukaryota, Metazoa, Chordata, Mammalia, Rodentia, Heteromyidae. The record is from RefSeq and is a predicted model, not a curated record. Bases 1 to 480 code for a protein of 159 amino acids. Gene Ontology annotation, molecular function: G protein-coupled receptor binding; G-protein beta/gamma-subunit complex binding; GTPase activity. Gene Ontology annotation, biological process: adenylate cyclase-modulating G protein-coupled receptor signaling pathway.